AUGCUUUACCUGAACAGACUGGAUCCCUUCUGGGCUUCCUCUGUUAUCUUCAUCGGUCGAGCAUGGGAUUCAGUAUCUGACCCCAUCGUUGGCUUCCUGGUGAGCAGGAGUCCCCGGAGGAAGUGUGGCAAACUGAUUCCGUGGGUUUUGGGCUCUACCCCCUUUGGUGUCUUGCUGUACUGUCUCCUCUGGUUUACACUCUCUGACACCCUACCCACCUCCUGGAAGUUCUUCUGGUACCUGACCACCUACUGUUUCUUCCAGACAUGUCUGAGUUGUUACCAUGUGCCAUACACCUCGAUGACCAUGUUCCUAGGAGGAAGCCAGAGUGAUCGAGACUCUGCCACUGCCUACAAUCCAACUGAGAGAAGUCCCAAAGUCAAGUAAACCAAGACAGUUCACUUAAAUUCACUAAAGAUCUG
This is a messenger RNA of Gracilinanus agilis (Agile Gracile Mouse Opossum), 422 nucleotides long. RefSeq names its product sodium-dependent lysophosphatidylcholine symporter 1-B-like. NCBI's taxonomy places the organism in Eukaryota, Metazoa, Chordata, Mammalia, Didelphimorphia, Didelphidae. The record is from RefSeq and is a predicted model, not a curated record. Bases 1 to 387 code for a protein of 128 amino acids. Gene Ontology annotation, cellular component: membrane. The transcript has 5 exons. Gene Ontology annotation, biological process: carbohydrate transport. Gene Ontology annotation, molecular function: symporter activity.